AUGGAGAGCCAACGAUCAGACGACAUGGACGACUCGCUUGAGAAACAGGAGGCAGGAGAGCACGAUCACGAUCAGACAACGCGCCCUGAUGACAAGGAGUCGGACGAGGGUCUUCCAGAGACGCAUAAUCAACAUGCCUCGAAAGAGCAAGAUCCAGCAUACCUUGUUGAUUUCGAAGAUAACGACCCGGAGAACCCAAUGAACUGGUCACCAUACUGCAAAGCAUUCAUCACCGUCCAGCUUGGCUUCAUGGCCCUCUGCGCAUCUCUAGCGAGUUCGAUCAUUUCGCCUGCUGAGACUGUCAUUGCAGCGAAGUUCGGUGUAAGUCAGGAAGUCACAGUCCUGACCGUGUCGCUCUUCGUUCUGGGCUUCGCAGUUGGUCCUCUCAUGUGGGCCCCAAUCUCAGAGGUGUACGGACGGAAAUGGAGUAUGCUUCCUGCGAUCACUGUGAUGGGGCUGUUUACGAUCGGAACUGCGGUUAGCAGGAAUCUGCAGAUCAUCAUAAUCACUCGAUUCUUCGCUGGAGUGUUUGGGUCUGCCCCUGUCAGCAAUGUCGGCGCGUCGCUGGGGGACAUAUACGAGCCGAAGGUACGAGGGAUUGCUAUCACAUUCUUCGCGGUCAUGACAGUAGGCGGGCCGACACUUGGUCCAGUCAUUGGCAGCGCCCUCACGAACAAUCCACACCUGGGAUGGAGAUCCAUCUUCGCCUUCUCCAUGGUUGUGCUCACUUUCUUCGCCCUCCCUGAGCUCUACAAGCCCGCACUCCUCAAACGUAAAGCGAAACGUCUACGAGCCGAGACUGGCGACAAUCGAUACUGGCACCCGCACGAGCAAGAGCGGAUACGACCGAGCAACAUGAUCACGAAAUACUUCAGUCGGCCAUUGCAGAUGCUGUUUACGGAGCCAAUGGUUGCGUGCAUAGCGUUCUACGCCUCAUUCGUAUACGGGCUGCUUUACAUGACGCUCGAAGUUUCCCCGAUCGUGUUUAGAGAAGAGAGGGGAUUUGGGCCGGUAGUUUCGACUUUGCCGUUUCUUGGGCUAUUCGUGGGGAUCUUGUCAGCUAUGGGGAUCAACUUGGCGAAUCAAGGCUUCUACGCGAAGGCUGUUGCCAAGAACAAAGAUCGAGCGGCACCAGAGGCCCGACUGCCUCCGAUGAUUAUUGGCGGCAUCUUCUUCACGGCUGGGCUGUUCUGGUUUGGGUGGACAGCUGCGCCGAAGUAUCACUGGGCUAUUCCAACCGUUGCAGCAGGUUUCAUCGGCGCCGGCUUCAACAUCAUCUUCCAGCAGUGCAUGCACUUUCUGAUAGACACCUAUGCGAUGUAUGCGGCAUCCGCCACAUCCGCGAAUACGUUCCUCCGAUCUCUGCUCGCUUGUGGGCUGCCUUUGGCUGCAGGACCGAUGUUCAGAAACAUGGGAGUCGGCCCUGCCUGCAGUGUGCUCGGCGCGCUGUCUUGUCUUGGACUACCAAUGCCGCUAAUCUUCAUGAAGUACGGGCCUCAACUGAGAAGGAUGUCGAAGUUCGCUCCCGUGCCGAAAGAUUGA
Zasmidium cellare ATCC 36951 is the source of this 1542-nucleotide messenger RNA. RefSeq lists its product as uncharacterized. Bases 1 to 1542 code for a protein of 513 amino acids. The transcript has 7 exons. Gene Ontology annotation, molecular function: transmembrane transporter activity. The record is from RefSeq and is a predicted model, not a curated record. NCBI's taxonomy places the organism in Eukaryota, Fungi, Ascomycota, Dothideomycetes, Mycosphaerellales, Mycosphaerellaceae. Gene Ontology annotation, biological process: transmembrane transport.